This is a messenger RNA of Papilio xuthus (Asian swallowtail), 1521 nucleotides long. RefSeq lists its product as uncharacterized. The record is from RefSeq and is a predicted model, not a curated record. Lineage: Eukaryota; Metazoa; Arthropoda; Insecta; Lepidoptera; Papilionidae. The coding region runs from base 46 to 1521 and encodes 491 amino acids. The transcript is spliced from 12 exons.
ACCUGGGGCCUGUACCACGACCAGCUGCUCCUACAGACGGAGCGGAUGGAACCUGUGGUGGUGGACGUGUGGGUGCAGGCGGUGGGCGCGCCGCUGGAGUUCGCGCUACGACCGCGCGGACGCCCCGCUGAGCCGCCCGUCUUGUGGAUGUCGCGGUCGGACCCGGUGCGGCGGCUGGCGCUGGCUAACAUCGCGCACUGCGACCUGCGCGUGCGCACGCUGCUGCUCAAAGACCACGAGUGCGCCCGAGACGCGCUUCCUCUGCGCGUGUAUUUGCGCUUCUACGACGUGCAGCGAGAGGAGAUACCGCUGCCGGACCGCGAGGGAUACAUCAUGACUUUUGAAAAAGACUCCUCGUGUCAAGACCUGUCUGAAGACUACAUAGCAACAGGAAUUGAGUUAAUCAUAUCAGACGAUUACGGACUGCAAGUUGAUACCAUUUUUGAGGUGGAGCCGCGAGAGUUCGACAUCCCGAGCGGGGGGCGCGCCUCGCCCACCGUGCGCGUGUGUGCGUCGCCCGCGUACUCUGACACCCGCACCUCAGCCACGCUGCUGCUGCUCAGUCAGCCGCUGCAGCGCUGCGGAGAGGGCUGGUACCGGCCCGACCCCCCGCCGCAGGUAGCGCGGCUACACCUGGAGGGACGCGGGCGCCUGCAGCUGUCGCGUGACUGCCUGCGUGCGCAGCUGAGUGCGCUGCGCCUGCCCCCCGGCGGCGUCACCAGAGUUCGCAAGUACUUGCAAGCCCUGAACGUAGGCGAGGCAGCGCUGGCGCUAAGGGCGGUCACCGAGUCCCCCUGGAGCGUGAUCGUGAGGCAGGAGACUGAGGAUGCAUGCACGGUGGGCUGCGGGGAGGGAUCUCAGUGCUUGCUGUUAGACCUGCCACCGCGGACAUCGGUCCAACUGUGCUGUGAGUUGGCGCUGCAAACAGCGGCGGUGUGGCCGGAGGAGGGAGACGUAGAAGGGGAGAGCGUGGAAGACGAUGCGAAAGUCGGCGCAGGGCCGGGGCCGGGGACGGAGGAGCAGUACGCCGGCAGCGUGAGAGCUGACACUGAAGUUAAGUUCUACGAUGCUGAUGAAGUUUUGCUGGCGCGGGUGUCACUGUGCGCCGCCGUGGAGGUGCCGGCGCUACGUGCGCUGCCCUCGCACUACGACUUUGGCUUCGUAGCGCAUGACGACUGCAGGAAGACGUACUUCACCGUCUCUCACACCAGCACGGUGUGUGCCCUGGAGGCGGUGGUGCAGUGCGAGGGCGCACAAUUCGAGGCGUGGCCGGCGCGCCUAUCGGUGGCUCCGCACGGCAACGCACGCGUCUACGUGCAGUACGCGGCCAGGCAGGGCGCGGUGGGGUCGGGGUUGGGGCCUGGGGCGGAGGCAUUGGGCGCGGUGUGCGUGCGCGCGGUGGGCGCGGCGGGGCGGUGGUGUUGCACGCGCGUCACGCUGCGCGCGGCGUGUACACGGGACCGCGCGCGAGCUCUGCCCGUGCACGACCACACUGACGACGGCCACCUGCUUCCCGCAUAA